Messenger RNA from Blepharisma stoltei, 1474 nucleotides. NCBI's taxonomy places the organism in Eukaryota, Ciliophora, Heterotrichea, Heterotrichida, Blepharismidae. The record is from the annotation of a GenBank genome assembly.
AUGGAAAGUGACACAUUAGUCGGAAAAGCUGUUAAGUAUCUUGAUGAUAAUUCUAAUGAAAAUUUCGCAGAAGUUCUUGGCUUAGGGAAUGGAUACUUUAAGUGCCGAGAUCUUAUCAAGCCAGAAGAUACAAAAGGUAAUAAUAAAGUAGUUGGGCGGCACAUAUAUUGUGGAGACAGAGAACUUUACCGUGGAAACAAUUUCUUUGAUAUUAUCCAGUCUAAUGUCAAAGAAUCCUACCCUUUAGUAACCCUUCAAGACUAUCCUUCCUCAAGAGGAUUUCUUGUGCGCCAAUUUUACUAUGAAAACACAAAAUCAUUUAAUCCUGAAAAGCUUCCUCCAGUUUGCCUUUGCCAGCAGCCUCUUAAUCCAGACGUCAAAUUUACCAUCUGUCAGAAGUGCAAUCAAAUUUUCCACGACUCCUGUCUCACCGAUUUUACCUCAUGCCCUGAUUGCUCUUGACCAUUUAAAAGGCAGCGCGUUGACGUUCUUGACCUAGACUCCCCCAAAAAGCAGCAAAAAUCUUUUGCAAAAGCCCGGACAGUGGAUAACUCAAGCUUGCCUAUUGAUGUCGACAAAUAUAAAAUCCUUGACGAAGAAAGUAAAGAAAGACUUCUAGAAAAUGUCAUGAAAACCCACAACAAUUUUUUGUCCCUAAAAUCAAGCCUAAGCAACGAAGAAAAAAUAAGGCAACAAUUAAUUUGCAAAAUUAUCUAUGCGUUAUAUCUUUCCAUAGAAGAAAACAAGCAGGCAAAACUUUCUUAUCCAAUAAGCGAGCUUGAAAAAAAAGCUAUGGAAAUUGAAGCGGCGCUUUAUUAUUCAACAGGAAAUAAUGCUGGGGCGCCAGCUUAUAAGGGGAAAGUAAGAUCAUUGCUUUUUAACCUUUGUGAUGAAAAAAACCCUGACUUUAGGUUCGGGAUUUUAAAAGGGGAUUUUGACGCAAAAGAAGUAUCAAAAAUGCAGUCAAAAGAUAUGGCUUCUUCUGCUAUCAAAAAUUUCAGACAGGAGCGGCAAAAGAAAUAUACAGAGGAAAACUUGGUUUUGCCUGAAUCUGGAGAAAAGCUGAUGGUUAAGACACGUAAAGGGGAGGCUGUUAUAUCUAUAAAUGAAGGCUUAAUUGCUGAUGAAACAAGUACGGAUUUAUUGGAUUUGUUACUAAAAAAGACACCAAAAAAAGUAGAAGAGGGUAAGAAUGGAGGUAUAGAAGAAGACCCAUUCAAUCCAGAGAGCUAUACGCCAAGCAAAAAGGAAGCAAGAAAUGAAGAAGGGACUAAUCAGCACAUUUAUGAGAUUGCUAAAGAUUGGAUGCCAAAGCCACUGAUGAAUAAGCUUAAAGAGACGCUGGGACAUUAUCUUGAGAAAGAACAGUCAAAUAGAGUUCUAUCCAGAAUUAAAAUUUCUUACCCAGGCGGAAUAAUUGUUAAUGAAUUUUUCAGGAAAGAAAAAAUUGAUGAUAUUUCUUAGUUCUAAAUAA